CGUUGAAACCAACGAGGAGUUGCACAAUCUUUCUUGUGUGGUGCUGUUAACAAUGGAGAAAUGCAAAUAAAUAAUCCCUUGCAUUUUUAUUACAAGUAUAAGAACACUUUCUCUGCUACAAUAUUCUUUCGUCUAUACUUUUCAAAAAUGGUGGACAUCCAAGACUACACCAUUCUCUUUCUUGUUUGGUUAAUUUCAACCCUCCUGGUUCGAGCCAUCUUCUUGAAAACACGAGCAAAACCACCUCUCCCACCGGGUCCUACAGCAUUUCCAAUCAUAGGACACCUUCACCUUCUCCGUCCGAUCCCUCAUCAGGCACUACACAAUCUCUCAGAACGCUAUGGUCCCUUAUUUUACCUUUCCUUUGGUUCCGUUCCUUGUGUCGUUGUCUCUUCUCCUGAAAUGGCGAAAGAGUUCCUGAAAAAUCAUGAAAUGUCCUUCUGCAAUCGCCCGUCAACUGUGGCGGUUCGAUGCUUGACUUAUGGUGCAUCUGACUUCAGUUUUGCUCCUUAUGGUCCUUACUGGAAGUUCAUGAAGCAAAUAUGCAUGAGUCAGCUUCUUGGUGGACAAACCCUAGAUCGGUUUCUUGAUGUCAGGCAAGAAGAAAUCGAAGUUUUCUUGAAAUUAAUGUUGCAGAAGGGUCAAGAAGGGAAGGAAGUUAAUCUUGGUGAAGAGUUAAUGACCCUCGCAAACAAUAUAAUCUCGAGAAUGACCAUGAGCAAGAGGUGUUCAACUACAGAUGAUGAGGCUGGGGAUGUGAGGAAAUUGAUUGAAGAGGUUGGUGUGAUUACAGGGAAGUUCAACUUUCAAGAUUAUAUUUGGUUUUGCAAGAAUAUAGAUGUACAAGGAUUUGGGAAGAGGAUUAAGAAAGUGCAAGUGAGAUUGGAUUCAAUGAUGGAAAGUAUCCUGAAAGAGCAUGAAGAGGCAAGGAUGAAGAAGAAGAAUGGCAAGACAAGUGAAAAUGGUGAAUUGGGUGAUGAUUUCAGCAAGGAUCUUGUUAAUAUAUUGCUGGAUAUCAUGGAAGAUGAAAGCUCAGAGAUGAGACUUUCCAGGGAGAGUGUCAAAGCCUUUAUCCUGGAGAUGUUUACUACGGGCACAGGAACAUCUGCAGGUGUAAUCCAAUGGGCAAUGGCAGAGCUGAUAAACCAUCAAAAUAUAUUCAAGAAAGCAAGAGAAGAAAUCGAUUCCUUUGUUGGAAAGAAAAGGCAUCUCAAGGAAUCAGAUAUUCCAAGCCUACCUUACCUUCAAGCCAUUGUGAAGGAGACCCUGAGGCUGCACCCAUCAGGUCCAUUAUUCACCAGAGAAUCAACUCAAGACUGCAACAUUGGAGGCUACCACAUUCCUCCUAACACAAGACUCCUUGUCAAUGUGUGGGCAAUUGGAAGAGAUCCCAAUUACUGGGAAAACCCAAUGGAGUUUCAGCCAGAGAGAUUCAUGGGUAGUAGUGUAAUUGAUGUUAGAGGCCAACAUUACCAUCUUUUGCCAUUUGGGAGUGGAAGAAGAAGCUGCCCUGGAACUUCUUUAGCAUUACAAGUUAUCCAUACUACACUAGGAAGUAUGAUCCAAUGCUUUGAUUGGAAGGUCGUCAAUGGAGAGUCCGUAGACAUGAGCGAAGCUGCUGGGAUCUCUCUCUUGAUGGAAAAACCUCUGAUGUGUGUCCCUGUAGCACGUUCACAGUGCAAGGAGAUCAUGGGUUGA
Messenger RNA from Hevea brasiliensis (rubber tree), 1698 nucleotides. Its product is annotated as cytochrome P450 93A3. Gene Ontology annotation, molecular function: heme binding; oxidoreductase activity, acting on paired donors, with incorporation or reduction of molecular oxygen, NAD(P)H as one donor, and incorporation of one atom of oxygen; iron ion binding. The record is from RefSeq and is a predicted model, not a curated record. Bases 61 to 1698 code for a protein of 545 amino acids. NCBI's taxonomy places the organism in Eukaryota, Viridiplantae, Streptophyta, Magnoliopsida, Malpighiales, Euphorbiaceae. The transcript is spliced from 2 exons. Gene Ontology annotation, cellular component: membrane.